UGGGAAGGAGAAAGCGGGAGGACGGGAGGAGCAGGCGGGUCGGCGGUCAGUCCCCGAUAAUUGCUGUGGCACCGCAGACUCCCGCGCUCCCUCCCGUCUGAGUCGCCGCCGCUACCAGGAGGCGGAAGGAAGUGGAGCAGAGUGUCAGAGAGCAGUGGUGGAGCUAGUCAGUCGUGCCUCAGCCUUGGGAGUGGGAGGACACGCGGCGCUCCCUCGUGCACUCAUCUCGCCUGCUCGCCACUCUGAGAUUCGAUUCAGAGUGCAAGAUUUUUUUGUACCUUCCCCGUUCUCAUCACUCGUCGCGUGUCUUGAUGUAAUUCCUGCAGUGACUUAGAGCGCAGAUAUCGUAGUUUGUGCUUGUGUGCAGGAUACAUGAGACUUUGUGCAAUGUGAAAGGAAAAGGUGGAUGGUGCAAAACGCGGUGUCAGUGUUGAGGCCCCGCGUGUCGGAGAGAGCAGGUGCGUGUAGUCGUGGGUGAUUGCAGGUGAUGAGUGUGGUGACAGUGAAGAGUAAGACGUGAGUAGCCCUGGGUGUUAGUGAGGCGCCCACCACCACACACCAUGAAAGACACCGAGCCCCUCACCCCUGAGCCUCACGGGCGGCUCAGACACAAAUCCAGUCCGCUUUUCUGGCCGCUGCUGUGCGCUGUGCUACUGGUGCUGGCGAUAGCUCAGGCAGCCUCCUUCUUUUUCCUCUUCGGCCGCCUGGAGGAGCUUCGUGGCAAACUGGAGAUAGCCACUGCGCAGGGCGGCCGGCGAGAGGCAAGGGUUACCCGCGACCUCGAGGACUUGCGCGAGCGAGUGGAUGGUCUGGCCAAGGAGUGUCACCAGGCCAAGGCAGACCACACCAGCCGCUCACCCACGCCGCCCCCACACCCGCCCCCGCAGAAACACUACCAGAAUCCUCUGAGGAAUCUGGCUGGUGCGGGGCGCGUGAAGAGGCGCGCGUCGGACCCGUCCUACGGCAUCAAUGGUGCGUUGGGAGGCGACAGCGACGAGCUGAGCGUGCAGCUGCAGGGAGAGGAGGGCAGCGAGCGUGACGGCACGGACAAGUCUUGGCUGCAACUCACCUCGUACGCCAGGCUGCCGGACCAGGACGACUACGAAGCCAUCCAGGAAUUCUGCACCCGCACCCACGCCUCCUGCCCGCCUGGCCCAGCUGGAGACACUGGCCCCGUGGGUGCGCCUGGGGACCCUGGCCGCGAUGGGGAGCGGGGUGACCGAGGGCUACCGGGUCAGCGAGGACCCGUCGGCCCUAAGGGGGAGCACGGGAAGCCCGGACCACCAGGCAUGAGGGGACCCAAGGGAGAGAUUGGUCUUCCAGGUGUGCCGGGGCUGGACGGGCGGGACGGGCUGCCUGGCGAGCCUGGCCUGGACGGCAUCCCGGGUCGCAAUGGGCUGGACGGGACGCCGGGUAUGGACGGACUGUCAGGGUUCAACGGGUCGGCGGGAAAAGAUGGCAGGGAUGGCAUCGACGGUAUUCCCGGCACCAAGGGGGAGAAGGGCGCCCGCGGACCUCCAGGCUUGAGAGGUAUCGCCGGGCCGCGCGGUCGCCGAGGUAAGAACGGCACGCCAGGUGAUGCGGGUCUGCCUGGCAUUUGCGCUUACAGGGUCAACAACGAGUCCGUCACUGAGCUGCUCAUCGCGCCCUCCAUAGCAGGCGCGGAUGGGUCGCGGCGGCGGGAGCGGCGGCCCAUCGUGGUGCGGGAAGGCGACAACCUGAGGCUGAGGUGCCAGGCGGAGGGCGAGCCGCUGCCGCAGGUGGAGUGGACCCGCUCAGACGGUGGUGUCAUUCCCGUCGGACAGUGGAAGGAUGGCUCGGUGACUGGACGUAUGCUCAACCUGACGCACGUGCACAGGGUCCACACGGGCACGUACAUCUGCGAGGCGUACAACGGCAUCCCGCCCAACGCCAACAAGACCUUCACUGUCGAGGUGCACUUCGACCCUUACAUAAGAGUCAAGAAGUGGAAGGUUGGCGUGCACAAUGGGUCGACUGCUAAGCUGGAGUGCGACGUCGAAGCUUUCCCCCUGGCUGUCACCUACUGGGAGGACGAACACGGCUUGCUCCUCGAAAACUCCACCAAGUACAGCAUCUUCUACCACCAGGACCACGACUCUGUGUGGAAGUCCGUCAUGAGCAUCAGUAUCUUCAACGUAGACCGCGCGGACAUCGGAGACUACCACUGUGUCGCCAAGAACGAGCUCUCCAUCACCCGCGGCCUAGUGAAGCUCUACGAGAUCGACCCCAACCUGCACCACCCGUCCACUGGCUCGGAGGAGAGUCUCACCUUCGGCCCAGACCCUCCCAGCUUCACCGACCUCUUCGACCUGUGUCCGCCGCGAGCCGAGUGCGAGGAGUGCCCCAAGACGCCCAAGUGUGCCGAGGGUCGAGGGGCGCUCUUCGGCCUCAGCGUGGAGCAAUACGGCAAUGUUACCUAUCCCGGGUUUCGCAAUAGGAGCUCAGACUGCAUGCUGGCGGCGGUGGGCAAGCCAGUCUAUCAUCGCCACACUGACUCCAUCUACGGCUCCUGGAUGCGCGACCCCCACCCGGCAGACCCCCAGCAGGAGCCUCGGUUCUGGACUACCAACCCCGCCGACCCGAUGCGCCUCUUCGAGUUCGCUGACAAGAACCGCUACCGGAAGAACCAAGCCAGCAAGAACUACACCCUGCCCGUGCCUUUCGUUGGCAACUCGCAUGUGGUGUACAACGGCUCCUUCUACUACCACCACAAGGGGCACCAGAGGAUCAUACGUUACGACCUGCUAACUGGCUCCUACUCCUCGGUGGCUGUGCCCGCGGUGGCAACGGAGGGCCAGAAUUUCCUGUACCGGGUUAGCAUGGACUACAUCGACUUCAACACGGACGAUAACGGGCUGUGGGCGAUCUACGGGCUGCCAGUGAACAACAACACGGUGGUGAUGAAGCUUGAUCCCUGGUCCCUCAAGGUGGAGUACAGCUGGAAUAUUCCCCUGAGCCACAAGAAGUUCGGCGACCUCUUCAUCACGUGCGGGGUCCUGUACGCCAUCGACAGCGCCACGGAGAGAGACACGAAGAUCAGAUUCGCCUUCGACCUGUACCGCAAGAGGCUGCUAGAUGUGGACCUGCCCUUCAACAACCCCUUCAGGAUGACCACCAUGCUCGGCUACAAUUUCGACACCAAGGAGAUCUACUCGUGGGACAACGGCAACCAGCUCACCUAUCCCGUGAAGGUGAUCGACAUAGGCUACAACACCCCGGAUGAGGAUCGCAGCGCAGCGGACUCCAGCCAGCACUUCCCGGCAGCAGAGGACGUGCACAUCGACCCUCUCUCCUCCAGAUUCAGCUAGCAGGAGGCCGAACCAGCGCCCCUCCUCACGUGAUCCUCUCUGACGAGCUCUAUAGUGACCUUGUUCUCAGACUUUAUACUCCAACCCGCUUAGACGGCCACCACCACAACCAUCACUGCUAAGAGGAAUCUCUAUCCAUGGUUUUUAAAGUCUCCGAGGAGGGACGUGUACUAUGUCGGCAUAUAAUGAUGGACUCUCGCCUCACAUUGUCUACGAUGUUUAGAACGUGUGCCUGUGUUGGUAGCACUAUAGUGUUUCUACCCUAACCAUGUCGUCAGUGAUUGACAAACCGCGACUCUCGAUGCUGUAACAGUCUGUUCAUUUUCACUUGACGAACAGACUCCUCCUUUUCAUCUUUUUUUUUUUCGAUCUCCUUUUCCCCUGAUUUUUUUUUUUUUUUCGAUUCAUGUUACUUUUAUUUAUUUUUUUUUAUUUUUUUUUUUUUUUUAGAUAAUCGUACAGACACUCCAACCCAACCCACCUCCAGACGCACGUGACUAGCGACUGUCUGUAGAGGAAGGUGGAAGCUACAUGAAGAGGGACAGAGUUUCUAUCUAGUUCACCUUUAACAGACACAUGUGACGCCCCUUCAUCAAGUCAGGACAAAACUAACUAGACUAAUGACUGUCACUCGCCUUAUUAAGUCAGAAAAAAAAAGAAAAAAAAAGAUAUCCAGCCUUACUAACGUCUUCAAAGUUAUUAAUUACGACACUAAGUUCUUGCUGCUGUUCAAGUCAUGCAGCAGUAAAGAGUAAACCUUUUUAACUACCAUGGGUCCUCCGCACAUUUCAUAAGAAGGGUAUUACACAAGUUCAGAGCAUAAUUCAAUAAGGCACAACUUUCAGCUAAAGAAAUUACCAAGUAGUUCAAACUCUUUCCUGCCUGUAGUUAUAUUUCUGGUCCGUAACGUGAUCUAUGCUGAUUUAAACAAAAUAUCAAGAGUUACAUUCCCAUUAGCAGUCAAAGGCUUAAUAUUCUUAGGGAGAAACAUCGUAUUUCAGUACUUGUUUUUUUUUUUCGGCAAGUCUGAACCCUCCUCUGGCCUAAAUAACUGGUAACCCCGACUGGACAACUGCCUCAGAGAAAAUGCAUGUACGCGACGAAGGGGUGACUAUUGCAGGACUUCCAGCACCGAUACCAUCAGCACCACGAGCCUCAGCCUUACUGCGCCAACUUUUAAUCUUGUUUUACCGCCAGGGCAGUUACCUACAGCGGCAGAAAAGACAUCAUAACAAUUUAAAACAUUAGUUUAAAGAAUCCUACCGAGCCAAGCUUUAAAUCUUCUCUUCACAAUGACAGAAGAGUUAGAAAAAUAUAAUAGAUAAAUAAAUACAUCAAGUAAGAUGCCUCGUUACCUGAGACUGUUAAGGGGAUGCAAGUGCUAGCGAGGAACCACUGCGCCGCGUGUGGAGAUGCAAGUGCAAAGAAUUACCCUCGGGAAGCAUUACAUUAUGGCUGAAAAAGCACGUUUUGUUUGUAACUUUCUAAUUGUAUAGCAUCUCAGUUUUGAAAGGAAGUGCCCUCGUGAAUCCCUGCCCUGAUGACACACGAGUCCAUCACACCACACAAGUACGACAGAACACUUAAUACAAGGUCCUAUACGGCAUAAAGGGUUCCAGUCCUGUCCCUAGCGGGGUACAGUGUUUUGCAGACCACGCCUCUGUGGUGAAAUUUGUUCCAAGCCACCACGAAAUAACUUUGUCACUAAUCAUUGCGAAAAAAAAUAAAAUAAAAUAAAUAAAUAAAUAAAAUAGCAUCGUAUAAGAUCAGCCAGAAUUAUAAUAUAUAUUGAAAAAAAAAAACUCCAUUUUCGAAUUCUGAAGACAAUACUCGGAAUGCUCAAUGAAUGGAAAACGUUUCAAUACAACCAUUCCAUUAUUUCUUCACUAUUUCUUCACGUUUCCUGCGGCGUUCUCAUUUCCGAUAAAAGGAAAGACGCAUCGCAUUUCUCUCUCAUGAGACGUGCAGCACAUCCAUGAAUACAAGACAAAAAGAAAGAUUUUUUUUUUUAAGUUAAUUUAUUCUACGUAAGUGACCCAGAACUGAAAACAGGAAGAGGGAUGUACGUGGUGAGGGAGAGAGAAAACAGAUCCCUGAUGAAGCAGACACGGCUGUCCCAAACGUGUAGUGACAGCCACCAUUGUGUAGUGUAUAACUUUUACUAACACUGUACACUCCAGCAGCAAGACACAACAGCCUGUGAAUAAAUAACUAGGCACGCGGCAAAGUCAGGUAAAAUAAAAACAUCAAAAUAUAAAGCAACCAGAAGGGCAACAUCAGUAAAUAAACCCUGGGCGGUGUUAUCGCGUUAGUAUGCAAAUUAAAGAAGGGAGAAAUGUUACCCCGGCGCUGUUAACAAUACAAACGAUGCAAACCUUUCAUUACGCCGCGCCCUGCUGUGCUGUAUAGGCCGUCCGGACUCCAACAGGUGCUGGAUUUAUGGUGAUCUACUGUACCGCCUCCUGCACCGCCCCUCCAGAAUGUUAUCAACUUUGAGGCGACGGUCCGCGCUGCCAGUCGCACCUCUCUGAUUGGAACUGUGAUUUGACGCGCGCACACACACACACACACACAGCUUCAAAGUACCCGUGUGAUAUCCAGAAGUAAUGAAUGAAAGGAGCAGAUAUCGAGUAAUAUUAAGCACAUGCUCUCGAAACGUUAGCAAGCAAUAGUCAAUACAUCUGCAGCGGGAGUUCUGAGCUAGGAAAUAAUGUUUAUGUGACUGAUUCACGAAGCCUUCCCUACUCACAUCCAUAGAGCGCCGCCUUUAGAUAGGGUACGUCAGCGGGAGACAGAAUGGCAGCUUUAUCUGGAACCAUGAGAAAGAACCAAGAAAUUACAGUUAUAAUCUAAUACAGCGAGAGAUUAUGUCCUUCGCAGUGCCCACGCUAAUCUCAGCCUCCCCCACCUUUCCUGGUCUUCACCGCCAUGUUUCGGGAAAGCCGCUAAUAAGCCUAUCACACUGUAUCAGCGGCACUCAUUGCAUUACUCACUCGGGGAUGUAUUUGGUGCUGCCUUCUAACACAAGGUCGUAUCCUCAAACGUUUCGGUACCUUGUCUCGACUUCUUUCAACAGAUUGCAUUAGAAGUUAUUGGGGGUUUUCAAUUCAAUUCAGCUCUUUAUUCGGAGCAGACACAGUAUUCACUUAUCCCAAACUUAACAUGAUAAAAUUAGUAUUAAUGCAACUUAAUACUGGAACAGGUAAUCAAGUAGGCUAUGCACUUCAUUACUGGCUAACUUACAGUCUAGCUACUUAUCAGAAACUCAUAAAGCUUCCCUCCUCUCGUGACUCGGGGGAUAGUUGAACAAGGGCUCUGCAUCACGAAUAGGAAAAAAACAUGAAAAGACAACAAAUCACAUCAGUGGUCUUUGAAAAAUAGUUCUCAUGAUCCAACGCGUUUCAAAAUACAAGGUUUCAUGUUCUCCGCCAGCCACUGUUUGUUGGCACAUUAAAGAGUAUACAUGCAAUAUUUUCCCCAGUACUACAUUAUUAUAACCGAUUAAAAUGCGUCACAACAAUAUGGUUGUGUGACGCCGUUAGCACAUAAAUGGUAUGGAGGAAAGCAGCACGGACAAACGGACAUUUACUUUCUGCCACGCACACACACACACACACACACACACACACAUAUACGGGCAAGUCAUGUUAUUCACUCUGGCAAAUUGGAUAGCGCUGAGGCCAUUCCCAUGAACACAGUAGCCUGGAGGGGGCGGCGUUCCCCUACUCCUUCCCGUCCCCCUCCGUUUACCCUAUAGAAAUGGACGCUCUCUCUCUCUCUCUCUCUCUCUCUCUCUCUCUCUCUCUCUCUCUCUCUCUCUCUCUCUCUCUCUCUUUCCAUGU
This is a messenger RNA of Scylla paramamosain (green mud crab), 7171 nucleotides long. RefSeq lists its product as uncharacterized. Lineage: Eukaryota; Metazoa; Arthropoda; Malacostraca; Decapoda; Portunidae. Bases 561 to 3329 code for a protein of 922 amino acids. Gene Ontology annotation, biological process: signal transduction. The transcript has 17 exons. The record is from RefSeq and is a predicted model, not a curated record.